Molecule: messenger RNA, 456 nt
Organism: Angiostrongylus costaricensis
Lineage: Eukaryota; Metazoa; Nematoda; Chromadorea; Rhabditida; Metastrongylidae
Source: the annotation of a GenBank genome assembly
AUGUUGCUGGCCCGUGCUUACCUUGGAAUGCAAUGUUUCUGGGGAGAGUCAGCUUUCGCCAAGGUGAAAGGAAUCAAAAAGACACGGGUUGGAUAUGCCGGUGGAACAACUGCCAAUCCCACUUACGGAAAUAUUGGAGAUCAUACCGAGAUUACUGAGUCCAAGUAUGGCGACAUCGAGACCUACGUUGUCAAGUUAGAUAAGUUCUAUCAGGCAGAGGACUAUCAUCAGAAAUACUGGCUUCGAAAUCAGAGGGAUAUCUUCGAUGAACUGAAACUAAACGAUAGCCAAGUCGCGAACUCUAUUCUCGCUACUAAGAUUAACGCCUACUGCGCUGGAUACACCGAUUUCUCUGAGCUAGAAGAACUGAAGAAAGACCAUGGUCUAUCCGACAGUUUGGUGGAUCGAAUAAAAAGAUUUGCUUCAGCUGGGGGCGAUCCAAGGGCCUGUCAUUGA